GAGUGGUGCGGGGGUGGGGACGGUGAUUCCCACGUGGUGCGGUGUUUCGGUCGCCGUCUUUGGUCGUCGCUGACUUUCUGGGCCUGGGCAUCCGCUGCCUGCGGAGAUGCCGAAGAUUAAGUCGGGGGCGAGUGCCCGUCGCCUCGAGCGGCAGCGACAGCGCCGGGAGCUGAAGAGCGCCGGAGGACUCAUGUUCAACACCGGGAUUGGGCAGCACAUUUUGAAAAAUCCUCUCAUUGUUAACAGCAUUAUCGAUAAGGCUGCCUUAAGACCAACUGAUGUGGUGCUGGAAGUUGGACCUGGAACUGGCAAUAUGACUGUUAAGUUGCUAGAAAAGGCAAAAAAGGUAAUUGCCUGUGAACUUGACCCAAGGCUAGUAGCUGAACUGCACAAAAGAGUUCAGGGCACACCAUUGGCCAGCAAACUUCAAGUAAUGGUGGGUGAUGUGCUGAAAACAGAUUUGCCAUUCUUUGAUGCUUGUGUGGCAAAUUUGCCUUAUCAGAUAUCUUCUCCUUUUGUCUUCAAGCUGUUGCUGCACCGACCUUUUUUCAGAUGUGCUAUACUUAUGUUUCAAAGAGAAUUUGCUCUCCGACUGGUUGCAAAACCUGGAGAUAAGUUAUACUGCCGACUGUCAAUUAAUACACAGCUGUUAGCACGUGUGGAUCAUCUAAUGAAGGUUGGAAAGAAUAAUUUCAGACCACCACCCAAGGUGGAAUCCAGUGUUGUAAGAAUAGAACCUAAGAACCCGCCACCGCCUAUCAAUUUUCAGGAAUGGGAUGGCCUAGUAAGGAUCACCUUUGUGAGGAAAAACAAGACACUCUCUGCUGCAUUUAAGUCAAGUGCAGUACAGCAGCUAUUGGAAAAAAACUACAGAAUUCACUGUUCAGUCCAUAAUACUAUAAUACCAGAAGAUUUCAGCAUAGCAGAUAAAAUACAGCAAAUCCUAACCAGCACAGGUUUUAGUGACAAGCGGGCCCGUUCCAUGGACAUAGAUGACUUCAUCAGAUUACUACAUGGAUUCAAUGCAGAAGGUAUCCAUUUUUCUUAGGUAUCUGGAAAACAGAAUUUUUCAAACUCAACAAAAGAAACUGGAAUUAUAUAUUUUUAAUUUAAGAAGAUGAAGUAUGCUUAUCCUCCACUGGGACAUUGUGUUUAACUAUUUUUGAUUUAAUGCUACUGUUAUUACCAAUUAUUAUUCUGAAUUUCCUAAGGUAGUUAAGUAAGUCGAUUUAAGUACCCAAGUUUUUUUGGUUUUGGUUGGUUUUUAAUUUCUAACACAGGACAGGGUCCAACUAUAUACAUGAUAAUCUUCAAGCCCAAUAGCCGCAUUCACGCACACCUUGACACUUAAACUUAUCAUUUUUAACAGGUUAUUGUGUAAAGAUGUUACUCUUCUAUUUUCUAUAUUACGGUGAGGACCUCUUUAGGCCUUUAGCUGUUUAGGCCUUUGUUCCUCAGCUGUAACAUUUAAGUGCUUAACUGAGCCACAUAUUCACCAUACUAUUUCUUCUUGUUCAUGUUUACAGUAAAACAAUUUUCUUAUGAUGUUUUAAUUUUCUGUUAAUCCUAUACUACUUCUAUCACUGCCUACCCCUUUUAAACUUUCCUGUAGCAUCAGUUAUAUCAGGUUCUGGGUAAGCUUGAGUCUGCUACUGAGACCAUGUGGCGCCAGACAAUUUACCUCUGGGCAUGUUUUCUUACCUAUAAAAUGAGGAUGCUCAACUAGAAUGUAAAAUGAAUUAUAAGACUAAGUUUUUUCUCGAGGAGAGUCAGGUUUAACAAAAUUUCCAAAGAUUUUAGAAAUCAAAACUUGAUUUAAAAUCUCUGCCUAUCAACUUGAUUAAUAGACAAAAAAACUCAACCAGUAGUUUUCCCACAAGAACAGACUUUCAGUAUUCCUAUAAAUUCUGGAUAAUUAAAAUUUCCAGUACUUUUUCAUAUACCUGAUUAGUUUUCAGCUAUUUUUAAAAUGUAAGGUUAAGAAUGUCGUCAACAGGUGUCGUAACCACAUCUUUAAUUUGCUAUGUUUAAAUCAUUAUCGAUAUAAUACUAA
Molossus molossus (Pallas's mastiff bat) is the source of this 2053-nucleotide messenger RNA. It is a transcript of the gene DIMT1, whose product is annotated as DIMT1 rRNA methyltransferase and ribosome maturation factor. The record is from RefSeq and is a predicted model, not a curated record. The transcript is spliced from 12 exons. The coding region runs from base 107 to 1048 and encodes 313 amino acids. Gene Ontology annotation, biological process: rRNA methylation. NCBI's taxonomy places the organism in Eukaryota, Metazoa, Chordata, Mammalia, Chiroptera, Molossidae. Gene Ontology annotation, cellular component: mitochondrial matrix. Gene Ontology annotation, molecular function: rRNA (adenine-N6,N6-)-dimethyltransferase activity.